UGUAAAAAAAAUGAUUUCAUCAGCUCGCAGUUCAGCUGCAGUUGAAGAUAAAAUGGCUUUUUAUGACUCCUGGGCUGAAAACUAUGAUCAGGAUGUGGCUGCUCUGGACUACCAUGCCGCAACUGUUGCAGCAAAGACGGUUUCCUGCCAUUACAGCGGUGAGCGUGGAGCAGCUGCUGUGCUGGAUGUAGCCUGUGGCACUGGAUUGCUGGCCAAGCAGAUGAAACAGUUUGGCUUCAGGAAUUUUGUGGGCAUUGAUGGAAGCAAGGUCAUGUUGGAACAGGCCCAAAAGAAGGAAUUGUAUCGAGACCUCAAGCUUUGCUUUUUGGGAGAGCAGCGGCUUCCUGCAGAAACAGACUCAUUUGACGUGGUGGUCAUCUGUGGAUCUUUAAGCGUGGAUCACGUUCCAGUACGAGUGGUUAAAGAGCUGUGGAGCGUCUGCAAACCAGGUGGCUACGUGUGCAUGACGUGCAGACACGGUGAAGACAACCUGGGCUACGUGGCUGCUCUGGAGCGUGAACUGAUGCAGAUGGAAGAGGACGGGCUGUGGGGCUGCGAGAACGUCUCCGUGGUGGACCAGUGGUCCAAAGCAGUGACGGGAUCUGAGGACGGCUACAUUUCUGGUUCAGUGUACCUCUACAGAAAAAGGCAGUAA
Messenger RNA from Salarias fasciatus (jewelled blenny), 655 nucleotides. Its product is annotated as methyltransferase-like protein 27. NCBI's taxonomy places the organism in Eukaryota, Metazoa, Chordata, Actinopteri, Blenniiformes, Blenniidae. The transcript is spliced from 5 exons. The coding region runs from base 11 to 655 and encodes 214 amino acids. The record is from RefSeq and is a predicted model, not a curated record. Gene Ontology annotation, molecular function: S-adenosylmethionine-dependent methyltransferase activity.